Naegleria gruberi is the source of this 1344-nucleotide messenger RNA. RefSeq lists its product as uncharacterized. The transcript has a single exon. The record is from RefSeq and is a predicted model, not a curated record. Bases 1 to 1344 code for a protein of 447 amino acids. NCBI's taxonomy places the organism in Eukaryota, Heterolobosea, Eutetramitea, Acrasida, Naegleriidae. Gene Ontology annotation, molecular function: protein binding.
AUGGCGCCAAAGAGAAAACCUGUUAUUUCCCAAAAACAAGAAACGCUCGUUUUAUCGAGUGAUGACGAAGAUGAAGAUGAUCAACCACAACAAGUAACAAAAACAAAUAAUGAAGAACAAGAGGCUAAGAAAAGAAAAAUAGCAGAGGAAGAUGAAGAAGAUUUUGAUAUUGAUUCCGAAGAUGAAGAUGAUGCUGAUGAGUUUGGAGAUGAAGAUGAAGAAGGUUUUGGAGAUGAUUCGAUUGGAAAACCAGUUUCUUUAUAUGUUUGCAGAUGGCCAAAUGGUGAUUUUUCAUUGGUUUCAGCCUAUAGUAAGGCGAAUGCAGCAGAGAUUCUUGAUGAAAUAUCUGAUCCUGGACAUGCAAUCAUUACUCCAUAUAAUGGACCACUGUUUUUUGAUUUUACCCACAAGAAACCUGUGUUUGAUAAUGUAGCGUAUGUAUUUAGCACUAAAACAGCAGAAUUUUCAAAGAAGGAAAGAAAUUCAUCACUCUUCAAACAUUUUGAGGAAUUGUACAAGAAAAAGAAGGAUUUUGAUAUUACAAUCAAAUUUAAAGAUACUUCAACUGGGAAGGAAGGCUCAUUGCCAGCUCACAAAAUGUUUCUUUCAAUUUUUUGUAACUAUUUCAAAAAGUAUUUCGAUAAGAGUCCAAAAAAGAAUCAAAUUGUGCUUGGAAGUUCAUUAUCUAUUACUGAAGCACAUGUAAAGAGUUUUUUAGAUUUAAUGUACACCAAUAGAUGCCCAGAGCAAUCACUCAUACAUUUUUAUAAGGUAGCCCAAAUAGCAACGAUAUUCGAAUGUGAUGCAGUUAUUUUCAGUGCUUGUAAUGAGAUGCUGAAUUCAAUAAGGUUUAGUUAUUCAGCAGCAGAUAUGGUCUCUAUUUUGAAUUCUAUACAUGAAUCCUCUUCUUGGAAUUUAUUAUUCAGAGCACUUUGUGAACGUGUUCACAAAGAAGUAGAACAAUUGAGGAAUGGUGGAUUAAAAAGUCAAAUUUGUGAAAUACUAUCCAACUGGAAAGGGUCUGAUAAUUAUAUUCAAUGGAGUGAGGAUAAGGAGGCGCUAUCUCAUAAUCAUUUCAAACUUUCCAAAUCCACCUACUCUCCUGAGGAUGCCUAUACAAUGUGGAAAACAUUGAAAGAAACUGUAUUUCCUUUGAGUCAUAAACUCAAAAAACCCGAACCUUUCAAGAAGGCAUUCAUUCAGGAGAUUAAUGAAUGUCAAAAUCAGAGUGAAGAGGCUCUUAAUCAACAUCCAGAACUAGCCGGUUUAAUGAAUAGAGCAGAUUUAACAAGCAUAGAUGUCAUUAAUUCUUGGAUGACUUUUAUGGGACGUCCAACUUUGUAA